UGGAAGGAGCUUGGGAUACAGAAUAGAAUACGAAGAAACCCACCCACAAUUCUCAAACUCUCGACGCUCUUUUUUCCUUUUCUUCAAAUCGUACUUUGUCAGUCUCCCUCCCUCACUCUGUCUCUCUCUCCCCCUAACAAGUUUUCGUCAAUUUUUUUUUUCCUUUAUGUUUUUGGGAAGGAACAGGCCUGCCUAAUUCCUAACGAAACCCCCGCCAGAGCAAUUCUAGGGUUUCUCUACAAGAACCCUAGAAAAACAAUAAACUUUUUCUUCUUCUACUCCGUCUUUCGCAUUUCUGUGUUAAACCCACAAGUAGUGCAGAAGGGGAAAAAAGGGCUCUUGCUUUUGACGACUCCUUGUUUUGUCGGGUUCUUCUUUUCCUUGUUCUUAUUGUUCAUGUUGCAGUGAUAGUUUGGGGAGGGAGUUCUUUAGGCUGAAGAUGGAGCAGGAGGUCACGCUCUGUCAAAGAGUCCUUUUCGCCCGCCAGGGUCAGUAGUACUUUAUUUUUUAUCCUUUUUAAUUAUAAAAUUUGUAUUACUCCAUGCCUUUUUCCUCUGCAACUCUAGAGAGACUUAAUACUUGCACUGUAACGCUAUAAAUACGAAGCAUAGAACAAUUCGCACGGUGGGGUUGAGUUGAGAUCCUUCGUUGUCCCCACAUGGAUAACGAGAUUCUCGAAUUUGACAUUGGGUUGGGAGGAGGUGGUGGUGGACGAGAAGUUGAUGAUGAUGGCAUAGACAUUGACGAUGAAGAAAUGGCUGAUAGCCCAUCUCCCACCAGUGGUGGUGCUGGAGGUGGUGCUGCCAGCAGCGGUGAAAUCUACCUUCCUGAGGGGGACCUUUUGGACCUUGAACCUUAUGAAGGCAUGGAAUUUGAGUCUGAAGAGGCUGCCAAGGCCUUUUAUAAUUCUUAUGCUCGCCGUGUUGGCUUCAGUACCCGUGUCAGCUCCUCCCGACGUUCCAGACGAGAUGGAGCCAUUAUACAGAGGCAAUUCGUCUGUGCUAAGGAGGGCUUCCGUAACUUGAAUGAGAAGCGCACUAAGGACAGAGAGAUUAAGCGCCCUCGGACAAUUACUAGAGUGGGCUGUAAAGCAUCUUUGUCUGUCAAGAUGCAGGACUCAGGAAAAUGGGUUGUGUCUGGGUUUGUCAGGGAACACAACCAUGAGCUGGUUCCCCCCGAUCUGGUGCACUGUCUUCGCUCUCACAGGCAAAUCUCUGGUCCUGCCAAGACCUUGAUUGAUACCCUGCAGGCUGCUGGAAUGGGUCCUCGAAGGAUUAUGUCCGCCCUCAUUAAAGAGUAUGGUGGAAUAAGCAAAGUUGGAUUUACGGAGGUCGACUGUAGGAACUACAUGAGGAAUAACCGUCAGAGGAGCUUAGAAGGGGACAUUCAACUUGUUCUGGAUUAUUUGCGGCAAAUGCAGGCAGAAAACCACAAUUUCUUCUAUGCGGUGCAGGGUGAAGAGGAUCAGUGCAUGAGCAAUGUCCUCUGGGCUGAUCCAAAAGCAAGAUUGAACUAUACGUACUUUGGUGAUACAGUUACAUUUGACACUACCUACCGGUCCAAUAGGUACCGUUUGCCCUUUGCACCUUUCACUGGGGUAAACCAUCAUGGACAGCCUGUUUUGUUUGGUUGUGCUUUCCUAAUAAAUGAAUCCGAAGCAUCAUUUGUGUGGCUUUUUAAGACAUGGCUUAUGGCAAUGUCUGGCAGACCUCCAGUGUCCAUAACAACUGAUCAUGAUGCGGUGAUACGAUCAGCAGUCACACAGGUUUUCCCAGAGACCCGCCACCGUUUCUGCAAAUGGCACAUCUUCAAAAAGUGCCAGGAGAAGCUGUCCCACGUGUUUCUCAAACACCCGAGUUUUGAAGCUGACUUUCAUAAGUGUGUUAACUUGACUGAAUCAAUUGAGGAAUUUGAGUCUUGCUGGCUAUCUCUUGUUGAUGGUUAUGAUUUGAGGGAUCAUGAGUGGCUUCAAACAAUAUACUCUGCUCGCAGGCAAUGGGUGCCUGUUUAUCUGCGGGAUACUUUCUUUGCAGAAAUGUCCAUAACCCAGAGAAGUGAUAGUAUGAAUUCAUACUUUGAUGGUUAUGUGAAUGCCUCAACCAAUCUAAACCAGUUCUUUAAGCUGUAUGAGAAAGCUCUAGAGAGUCGCAAUGAGAAAGAGGUGAAAGCAGAUUAUGAUACCAUGAACGCCGCCCCAGUUUUGAAGACUCCUUCUCCAAUGGAGAAACAAGCAUCUGAGCUAUACACGAGAAAAUUGUUCAUGAGAUUUCAAGAGGAGCUAGUUGGAACACUAACGUUCAUGGCAUCCAAGGCUGAGGAUGAUGGGGAAGUAAUCACAUAUCAAGUGGCGAAGUUUGGGGAGGAUCAUAAACCUUAUUGUGUUAAAUUCAAUGUGUUGGAGAUGAAAGCAACUUGUAGUUGCCAGAUGUUUGAGUUUUCGGGUAUUCUUUGUAGACAUGUAUUGGCAGUUUUCAGAGUGACCAAUGUGCUUACACUCCCAUCUCACUAUAUUUUAAAACGUUGGACGAGAAAUGCCAAGAGCAGUGUUAUAUUAGAAGAACGGACUAGUAUUGUAUAUACCAAUUAUCUAGAGUCUCAUACAGUUCGAUACAAUACCCUACGGCACGAGGCUUUUAAAUUUGUAGAUGAUGCGGUGAAAUCUCAGGAAACUUAUGAUGCAGCAAUGGAUGCCUUGCAAGUGGCUGCAAAAAAAGUUGCUCAUGCAACAAAGAGUGAGGGAAAACUAGGCAUGGCCAAUGGGGUUGUUAGGCGGAACUUGGCCUUUGAUGGAAGUACAAAUCACACCAGGGAUGAUUUUGAAGGGAGAUCAGCACAGCAUAUGUCUGAGGAUGAUAUGGACAAGAGAAUCCGAGAACUAACCAACGAACUGGAAGGUGCAAAUCGGAAAUGUGAGGUUUAUCGGGCUAACCUGCUUUCGGUUUUAAAAGAUAUUGAGGAUCAUAAGCUGCAGUUGUCGAUUAAGGUGCAAAACAUAAAGAUUAGUAUGAAAGACGGCCUCUAAAGGUCCGAUACUGUUUAUACAUGUAGUGUUUCAACAAUGUUCUUAGGACUGGAUUUGUUCCUUUCACUUUUGGAUGGUGUAGAAAUCGGAUAGUGUUCAUGUUACAUUGCCUUGCACAGUACAGUGUAUUCGAUGUCUCUAGAUGUUAAAUUGUAAUAAAUUAAGUUGUAGUUUAUUUAAAGUCUGAGAAUGGUUUUGGCCUUGUAUCCGAGGAACAUAGAGGAAUUAUCCUGGAAUCUGGACCAUCACAGGGAAAAGCUUUAAAACCUGCCACAACUGCAGACAACAUGCAGGGAUCAUGUUAUAGAUCUUGGCUGCAGAUUCAGUCAUCGUUGGCUUGACAUUUCACCAUGUAAAUACAUACUUGCUACCUUUAAUAAAGUUUCACGUUUUUUUUCCU
Messenger RNA from Juglans microcarpa x Juglans regia, 3422 nucleotides. RefSeq names its product protein FAR1-RELATED SEQUENCE 5. Gene Ontology annotation, biological process: regulation of DNA-templated transcription. Gene Ontology annotation, molecular function: zinc ion binding. The record is from RefSeq and is a predicted model, not a curated record. Lineage: Eukaryota; Viridiplantae; Streptophyta; Magnoliopsida; Fagales; Juglandaceae. Bases 659 to 3022 code for a protein of 787 amino acids. The transcript has 2 exons.